AUGACGUCACCCACUUUUCCAGCUUACAUCCCAGCUUUCGCUCUAAACCGGUUGGUAUCACAAUCGAUCAAUAUAGUGCCUCGAGACAAACACAAGGAUAUAUUUCACUCUAAAUAGAGUCAAACAUAGUCCAAUUAAAGUCAAAUUACAAGCUGAGGCGAGUCUGAAGCUUCUGGAUGAAGCUUAAUCUCGUGAUAACCUAUAUCAUUCGGAAGCUGAUAUCGAGACGCAUCGAUCAAUAUAAUCUGUUUCACUGUAACUUCAAAAUGAACAGAGUUAUGAAGCUUGAAAGUCGAAAAAAGUGUUAUUUUUCGGACUCAUUUUUAACCUCGUUUUUGACCUUUUUCUCGAAACUGAUAUGAUAACAGUACCAUAUAGAAGCUUCUCUAUCGUUUACGCUAGAAAAAACUUGUAAAAGACCAACUUUUUUUUGAGCUUUUCCUUUUCCGCGAGGAAACCACACCGAUGAGAGCCUCAGACGAGCACUUGACCCCCCGCGCAACUUCAGACAACUUAUUUGAUCUGACGCGCAAAUUCAUUUUUCAUGAAAAAGUUUGAAGGCUCAUAUCUCGGCUCUCAGAGCAGCUACAGCUUAUAGAAUUAUAUCAAUCGAUUCUUCUCGAUGUCAGCUUUUUAUUGAUGUAGUUUAUCAGGAGAACAAACUUCAUCCAGAAGCUUCGGAUUCGUCUGUGUGAUUGAAGAAAUCGGUAGCGGAGAUCAAGGAAAUGAGAAAAAACACUUUUCCAAGUUCCUAACCUCCUAGAAAUCGAGUUAUGAUUUUUUGAAAACUUAGAAAAUUCAUAACUUUAUUCCUAGACGUCUGAGAACUUUCUGACCUGUAUUUUCGAACUUCUGACGUCAUUUCCUAUCGAUUUAUGUAAAAAUCUCGGAAACUUUGGUUUUCGGGAAAAUGGAAAAAAGUACAGUACAAAAAAACCCCUUCAGUUUUUUUUGAGCUUCUGCGGUCAUGGAAGCCGAUCCGGACGAAACCUAUAUCAAUCGAUAGAUCUCGUCGAAAAAAUAACCGGCGACCAGGUUUGACCUCCGUAGGUCAACUAGGAACGUAGUUAGAGGCGAUCAAACUAGAAGAUUGAAAAAUCUGAAAUUGCUUGAUUUUGGUAUCAAUCGAUAGAGGGGAUCAACGAGAUCGGGGAAAACUGGGUCUCUAAGUUCCUAACCUCCUAGAAAUCAAGUUAUGAUUUUUUGAAAACUUAGAAGAAUCAUAACUUUAUUAAUAUGAGUCGAAGAACUGUUUGACCUAGAUUUUCGGACCUCUGACGUCAUUUCCUAUCGAUUGAUGUAAAAACCUCGGAAACUUUGGUUUUCGGGAAAAUCGAAAAAAGUACAGUCUAACCCCUUAGCUUUUUUUUGAGCUUCUGAGGUCAUGGAAGCCGAUCCGGACGAAUUCUAUAUCAAUCGAUAGAUCUCGACGAAAAAAUAACCGGCGGCCAGGUUUGACCUCCGUAGGUCAACUAGGAACAUAGUUAGGGGCGAUCAAACUUGGAGAUCGAAAAAUCUGGAAUUGCUCGAAAUUGGUAUCAAUUGAUAGAGGAGAUCACAAGGAUCAGGAAAAACUGAGUUUCUAAGUUCCCAACCUCCUAGAAAUCGAGUUAUGAUUUUUUGAAAACUUAAAAAAUUCAUAACUUUAUUCCUAGACGUCUAAGAACUUUCUGACCUCGAAUUUCGGACUUCUGACGUCCUUUUCUUUCGACUGAUGUGAAAAGCAGGAAAAUGAAAUUCUCAGUUUCCUUUUUAAUUGUGUCAAUGAGAAAAUUCUUUAUCAAUUGCAAUAAAAUAAGCAAGAAAUUUCGAAAGUUUGGCGUUUUAUUCAAUAUCAAAUCUCAUUCAGUCAAGGAAUCAAUGUCUAGAAAUAGAUCAGAAUGGACAUUUCAGCAAUAAUUUCAGUUUCAAAUCGUCCAGUUCCAAUUUUAAAGAUCAUUCAACGUCGUUGAUGUCGCGUUUCAUCCCCAUUCUGCCUUUUCGAAGACGUCAACGAGAUUUCCUGAAAGUUCCAAACUCAUAUAACGCAAAAUAAAUAUGAAAAUCAUCUGCAACAGUAAAGACGAUAUUCUUCGUCAUCGAGAAAUGAGUUUUUGGAGUUUGAAUUGAUUAUUCAUCUUUUCGAUUCUUUUGAAAGAGAUAAGCUGGAAAACUCCAAAUAUUCAUUUUGCGUCGAUAGAUGUGGAAGAAAUUUUGAUUUUCACGGAUAAUAAAAGGAAAAGACGGAGAAAAAUCGAAGUAACGUGAAGAUAACGUUUGAGGAUUGUAUAAAAGGAGAAGAAUGAACCCAUUUGGUCAAUUUAGUCAUCGAAAUGAAGGCUUCAAUCGGCAUUCUGCUCUUGGGUUUGGUGGCCACCAUCAUCGCCAGCCCCGACGACGCCGAAGAUGACUCUGCCACGAAAAUCGCAUCCGAUCUCCCAAACUUGGAGAAAGCUGACGUCUCUUCCGAUAGCUUUAGACGGAAGUCAAUGGUGGUAAUAGUAUUCUUUGAAAUUUAUCAUUUGAUUAAAACAAGUUCCAUCCGAUACGUCGAGAUCCGAAGAAAGAGGACGCGAAAAUUAUCCGUGAGGAGAUCGUCAAGUUAUUAAAAGAGAUCCAGCAGGAGACCCCGCCCGAUGAAAUUCCUUCUUGGUUUAAGGCCGCUUCGGACGUGGACGUUGUAAGUACCAUCCAAUCUUCCAGUCUCAAGUAGACCAAAACUACGCUUUUCUUAAUUCGCGCAUUAUAAGCCGACAAAAACAAAAAGCCUGAAAAAUUGUUUUCUUUUUUUUUUGGUUUGGAUACUCUAAUUUUUUUUUCUUGGAUUCUAAUUGGAUACUCUUAUCGAAUUCUCAAACUGUGUAUAUCAUUAACUAUUUCUUUUGCUUCGAAAUUUUGAUUGAGUAUAUAGUUGUGCUUGCAGGCUCAUUGA
This is a messenger RNA of Caenorhabditis auriculariae, 2911 nucleotides long. NCBI's taxonomy places the organism in Eukaryota, Metazoa, Nematoda, Chromadorea, Rhabditida, Rhabditidae. The record is from the annotation of a GenBank genome assembly.